Racocetra persica is the source of this 245-nucleotide messenger RNA. The record is from the annotation of a GenBank genome assembly. NCBI's taxonomy places the organism in Eukaryota, Fungi, Glomeromycota, Glomeromycetes, Diversisporales, Gigasporaceae.
UUAUUGGAGUAGUCGCUUGUACCGUUGUUAGAGUCAUAACAGAAAUUUUAACUGAACAAAUCGUCUUGGAUUCUUUCAUUGGUGGUUUUGUUCUUUCACAGUUUAGAGGUGUUUUUUGUAUUAUUCUGUCACCAGUUGUUGAAGCACCAUCAUUGAAGUCAUCAUUAGAGUCAUGUUGGAGUCAUCAUUGGGGUUUAGGCUGUUGGUGUUGCUUUGUUGAUGCUGACUUAAAUACGAUGCUAUAG